This is a messenger RNA of Betta splendens (Siamese fighting fish), 2900 nucleotides long. RefSeq names its product leucine-rich glioma-inactivated protein 1-like. Bases 391 to 2028 code for a protein of 545 amino acids. NCBI's taxonomy places the organism in Eukaryota, Metazoa, Chordata, Actinopteri, Anabantiformes, Osphronemidae. Gene Ontology annotation, biological process: myelination. Gene Ontology annotation, molecular function: protein binding. The transcript is spliced from 8 exons. The record is from RefSeq and is a predicted model, not a curated record.
CGAGCGGGAUCCUUCGGCGGCUUGACACCGCGCGUGGCGUCGUCUGAAAUAAUAGGCGUGGUUUUGGAUGGAGAUGCUCCGUCUGCUCCCGCUGGGAUCCCCACCUGCCCUCGCAGCGCGCCGUGGCCGAGCCUGAGCCCGCGCCGCCACUCGCCGCCGAUUUUGCGUCGACACACAGGGCGUGCGAUUCCGUCUCCGCUUCGAAGGGCGCACCGCGAUUUCGGCCGCGUGGACGCGAGGGGGUUGCGGGCUUCUCAUCACCUCCGAGGCGGCGGCGCACAGCUCGGCCUCCGCGCGGGAGCCGCGCCGGCAGAGCGAGCGCGGCGCAGCGCCCCGGUUCACGCGCAGGGCUGUUCGACGCGCAGGUCGCGCCCGCAGUGCUUCGCGAGGAUGGAAACGACGCGCAAGACACCGAGGAGAUGGCAGUGGCUCGGCGCCUUCGUGGUGAUGUCUGUUUUACUUGCGGCGGACGGCAAGAAAGCCAAGCAGCUCUCCUGUCCCUCCUUUUGCACAUGUACCAAAGAUAACGCGCUGUGCGAAGGCGCAAAACUGAUCCCUCGCAUCUUCCCCUACGAUGUCAUAUCAGUAUCAUUCGUCAAGUCCAAGUUCACAGAAAUCCCGAACGAGAGCUUCAUCCUCACCCCAGCCCUGCACCUCCUCCUGUUCACAGCCAACAACCUGGAAUCUAUAAAUGAAGAUGCUUUUCUUGGUCUUCCUCAUCUGGAGUAUCUGUUCAUCGAGAACAACCAGAUCAAGUCGAUAUCGCCGUAUGCUUUCCGUGGACUGAAGACUUUAGUGCAUCUGAGUCUGGCCUACAACAAUCUGGAGACUUUGCCCAAGGAUUCAUUUAAUGGUCUCGAAGCCCUAACGAAAGUAGACCUGCGGGGCAACCAGUUCACCUGCGACUGCAAGCUGAAGUGGCUGGUGGAGUGGAUCUACAGCACCAACGCCACGGUGGACCAGAUUUACUGUAAAGGCCCGGCUUCACAGCUGGACAAGAAGAUCAACGACCUGGUGCCGAACUCGUUCGACUGCAUCACCACAGAGUUCGCGUCCUACCAGUCUCUGAAGUUUGAGUCCAUAUCAGUGGAGGCCUUUUCCUUUGGUAACGACCAGUAUGUGGUGUUUGCUCAGCCCUUCAUUGGAAAAUGCAGCUUUCUAGAGUGGGAUCAUGUGGAGAUGGUCUUUAGAAACUUUGACGACAUUGACAGCACAUCCACUGUGAUUUGCAAACCCAUGGUCAUUGACAACCAGCUGUUCAUCAUCGUGGCUCAGUUGUUUGGAGGGUCACACAUCUAUAAGCGUGACACGUCAGCCAACAAGUUCAUCAAGCUUCAGGGCAUCGACAUCCUCAAAAUCCGCAAGCCAAACGAUGUGGAGACUUUCAGCAUCGACGGAGAAUCCUUCUUCGUCAUAGCCGACAGCUCCAAGGCCGGUUCCACCACGAUCUACAAGUGGAACGGCAACGGCUUCUACUCGCACCAGUCGCUCCACCCCUGGUACCGAGACACCGACGUUGAAUUCAUGGAGAUCUCCACCAAACCCCACCUGAUCCUGUCCAGCAGCUCCCAGCGGCCCGUCAUCUACCAGUGGAACAAGGGCACCAAGCUGUUCGAACGGCGCACCGACAUCCCAGAGAUGGAGGACGUGUACUCCGUGAAGCACUUCCUGGUCAAGUCCGAGCUGUACAUCUGCCUGACGCGCUUCAUCGGCGACUCCAAGGUGAUGCGCUGGGACGGGGCCCUCUUCAGGGAGCUGCAGACCAUGCCCUCGCGCGGCUCCAUGGUCUUCCAGCCCUUCGCCGUGGGCAGCUGGCAGUACGCCAUCCUGGGCAGCGAUUACUCCUUCACUCAGGUGUACCGCUGGGACGCCAAGAAAGGCGAGUUCGUCCACUUCCAGGAGCUGAACAUCCAGGCGCCGAGGGCCUUCUCCCCCGUUUCCAUAGACAACCGGCAGUUCCUGCUGGCAUCCAGUUUCAAAGGGAAAACUCAGAUCUAUGAGCACCUGGUCAUCGAUCUAAGCAAUUGAGCAGCUGCUUCUUGUACCGACCGAUUGUUGGUGUGAUCCUUGUUGUGGGGUCUUGUGCAUCUAGAGAAGGCCACACUGUACAUUUGAUCCUAACUUGAGACAGCCAGGCGUCACUCUUAUUUAUUUUUGAGAACCAUCUCAGAAAUGAGUUGCAUGCAUAGAUGUGAUACUGAAUGCAUGCAUCAAAGUCAACUACACAUGGCUGAGAUACAUGAUGGGUCGAAUGCUUGCGUCUCAAGUUAGGAUUGGCCUCCAAAACACGACCGCAUGUCCGGGGCCUCACAGACUGUCUCAUCCUGAACAUCCACGCUCAUUAAUCAUUGCCCAGUUCCUUAGCUUAUUGUUUUCAAAGGUCAUGUGUCUUAACAGUGUUUAUACGUUUAUAAUAUCAUAUAUUUAUCUACAGAAAGUUAUAAUGAAAUGGUACUUUUUAACCUAUUAACGUGUUUAACUGAACAAAUCUGCCAAAAUGAAACGUUUACAUUUUUCUCUUUCCACUUAUUCUAGAAGAAAUUUGUAAAACACGCUUUUGUAAGUUUGAGAGGGACCACACCUGUUACAUAUUUGUUAAAGGACACUGAAAAUAUUUUGUAAUUUGGAAAAUGAAAUGCUGUGUGAGAAGCCACAUGUGUGUCCCUGCAACUCCACAUUUUUCUUGUAAAUGCUUUGUAGUGGCAAAUACAGGCGUUCAUAAACGGUGUGGAAAACGCGUUUUCACACACUUAAACUGUAAUGGGGGAAAUUAGCAUAUACAUCAUAAGGCUUUAACUUUAAAAUGUGUAUGCAAAAUACAUUGUUACCUGUGUCAUUAGGAUUAAGCUAUCCGCUAUCCAGUACCAAUAAAGCUUUACAUCAUCCCGUUCUCAUCUAAA